AUGGAGAAGCAGGUGCCAGAAAGCCUGGCUCCAGGAGAAGGACUAGAGGGAACAAGAAGAGACAAUUUUGCCAUCCAGCCUGGGGCUAUCAGGGAACUGCCUCGCUGGGUGGUGGCGCGACAGGUGGGCGUACCUCACCGUCUGGAAUCCCAGUGGCAGGAUUUCCUGAAGACCAUUCAGUCCCCUUCCGUGGGAUGGGGAAACCCACCGCUGCCAGAACUGGCAUCCUGGGAUGACCUGGUACAUUUUGAGAGAGUGUUUGGUGCCUGCCAUUGGCCUAGAGGAGAGGGGGUGGCCCGGCUCAUGCCGGCCUUCAGUACGGACGCCCAGCAAGCCUUCAGCAGCCUGAGCUCUAGAGAGAAAGCAGACUACGGGAAAGUAAAGGCUGCCUUCCUGCAAGGAAACUCCACCAGCACGGAGAUACAUCGCCAGCGCUUCAGGCAGUUCUGCUACCAGGAGGCCGAGGGUCCUCGCGAGGUUUGCAGUCGGCUGAGGGAACUCUGCCACUGCUGGCUAGAGCCGGAGAGUCGGACAAAGGAGCAGAUCGUUGAGCUGCUGAUCUUAGAGCAGUUCUUGAACAUCCUGCCACGGGAAAUCCAAAGCCAGGUCAGAGAACGUAGCCCUGAGACCUGUGCCCAAGCAGUGGCCCUGGCUGAAGGUUUCAUCCUGAGACAGCAGGAAGGCGAACAACCAGAGAAGCAGGGUCUGGAGACGAUCGUGGAUGGGUUUAAACAAAGGCACGAACAGCUGUGCCUAGGUACCAAGGUUGCAAAUAAAACCGAGGAGAAGUUUGAACAUCAAGAGUCCAGGGAAGAGGAGGUAACUGCUGCACCAGAAGGAAUUCAAAGGAAAGAGAAGUCUCACCUCUGUAUCGAGUGUGGGAAAAGCUUUACCCGUCCGUCAGACCUGGCCAAACACCUGAAUGUUCAUACAGGAGAAAAGCCCUACCUGUGUGUGGAGUGUGGGAAAAGCUUUAGUCAGCUCUCUCAUCUUACCAGACAUCAGAAAAUCCACUCGGGGGAAAAGCCUCACAUCUGCUCUGAGUGUGGAGAUACAUUCAGCCAGCGGGCAUAUCUUGUCAGUCAUCAGAGAAGCCAUUCUGGAGAGCAGCCAUACCGUUGUUCAUACUGCCAGAAGUGCUUCAGCCACCAGUCCGCUCUCAAGAUACACGAGCGGAACCACAUGGGUCAGAAACCCUAUGCCUGUGUGGACUGUGGGAAGCGCUUUGUUUCCUCUUCCUCUCUCACAACCCACAGGAGGAUCCACACGGGAGAGAAGCCUCAUGCCUGCAGUGUGUGCGGGAAAAGAUUCAUCCAGCAUUCUAAUCUCGUAUCACACCAGCGAACCCACUCAGGGGAAAAGCCAUUCUCCUGUAAGGUGUGCGGGAGGAGAUUCGCUUACCCUUCUGAUCUGACGAGACACCAAAAAAUCCACACAGGAGAAAAGCCCUACCCUUGCGACGAGUGCGAGAGACGAUUCACCAGGCUCUCUGAUCUGAUUACUCACCAGCGAAUCCACACAGGAGAAAAACCAUAUCGCUGCCUCGAGUGUGGCAGGAGGUUCCGCCAGAGAGGGGUACUGGUCAAACACCAGAAGUGCCAUUCAAAAGAGAAUCCAAAAGGAGGCGAAUUCACCCAGCCCACAGAGUCACAGACGGACAGCGAAUUCAGAGCUCAUGAGAUAAAGCAAGAGAAAGACGAUUUAGAAAACCUGGCAGAAUCCAGCUUGAUCCCGUUUCCUUGCUCCUGA
Molecule: messenger RNA, 1749 nt
Organism: Euleptes europaea (tarantolino)
Lineage: Eukaryota; Metazoa; Chordata; Lepidosauria; Squamata; Sphaerodactylidae
Product: zinc finger and SCAN domain-containing protein 31-like
Exons: 3
Coding region: 1-1749 (582 amino acids)
Source: RefSeq, a predicted model, not a curated record